AUGUGUCGGGAGCUGUUUCCCCCCAAGCUGAGUGGCAUGGCUGGCUUUGUUUCUAGAGUCCUCCUGGUCCCCCUCAAAAGCUUCCCUGCACCAGCCUUGCUGCCAGACCCUCAGGAGCAUGUGGUGCUGUGGCCUCUGCGUGACUCGCUGGGCCAAGCCGGCACCACCUUCCCCGUCUGCUGCUUCUGGUUUACCAAGGGCUGGAAAGACAAGGCCCCAGGCUCAAGGCUGGAGCCCUCCCCCGUGGCAGACCGGCCCCCUCUGCUGUCAUGGCUGCCCCUCAUGGAUCCCUCACCCCAAAUCCAGUUUCUCUUCCACAGUGAGGGAGAGAUCUUUGCAGAGAGCUGGGAGGCCAGCGAAGGCCUGUGCCAGUUCAAGGAAGAGCGAGAGGUCAGUGGGGUCAGCGCGGAGCGAUGGGGGCCGGAGGAGAUGAGCGGAGAGGGGCUGCGUGUCAUGAUCAGUGCAGUAGGACGCGGCUCCAGCCUGACUGGCGGAGCGCGGCGGCAAGAUGCCGUGCAAAUUUCCAAGGAGAGGAAGUUUGUCGCUGAUGGCAUCUUCAAAGCUGAACUGAAUGAGUUUCUUACUCGGGAGCUGGCUGAAGAUGGCUACUCUGGAGUUGAGGUGCGAGUUACACCAACCAGGACAGAAAUCAUUAUCUUAGCCACCAGAACACAGAAUGUUCUUGGUGAGAAGGGCCGGCGGAUUCGGGAACUGACUGCUGUAGUUCAGAAGAGGUUUGGCUUUCCAGAGGGCAGUGUAGAGGCUACAUUGGAAGAAGAAAUGUCUUGGGCCACACUACUGCUUUAUGCUGAAAAGGUGGCCACUAGAGGUCUGUGUGCCAUUGCCCAGGCAGAGUCUCUGCGUUACAAACUCCUAGGAGGGCUUGCUGUGCGGAGGGCCUGCUAUGGUGUGCUGCGGUUCAUCAUGGAGAGUGGGGCCAAAGGCUGCGAGGUCAUGGUGUCUGGGAAACUCCGAGGACAGAGGGCUAAAUCCACGAAGUUUGUGGAUGGCCUGAUGAUUCACAGCGGAGACCCUGUUAACUACUACGUUGAUACUGCUGUGCGCCACGUGUUGCUCAGACAGGGUGUGCUGGGCAUCAAGGUGAAGAUCAUGCUGCCCUGGGACCCAACUGGUAAGAUUGGCCCUAAGAAGCCCCUGCCUGACCACGUGAGCAUCGUGGAACCCAAAGAUGAGAUACUGCCCACCACCCCCAUCUCAGAACAGAAGGAUGGGAAGCCAGAGCCACCUGCCAUUCCCCAGCCAGUCCCCACAGCAUAACAGGGUCUCCUUGGCAGCUGUGUUCUGGAGUCUGGAUGUUGCUCUGUAAAGACCUUUAAUAAAAUCUUGUACAAAGACAAAAAAAAAAAAAA
This is a messenger RNA of Symphalangus syndactylus (siamang), 1370 nucleotides long. Its product is annotated as small ribosomal subunit protein uS3-like. Gene Ontology annotation, cellular component: nucleus; cytosolic small ribosomal subunit. Gene Ontology annotation, biological process: translation; positive regulation of apoptotic signaling pathway. NCBI's taxonomy places the organism in Eukaryota, Metazoa, Chordata, Mammalia, Primates, Hylobatidae. The record is from RefSeq and is a predicted model, not a curated record. Gene Ontology annotation, molecular function: RNA binding; structural constituent of ribosome.